GUUCAUGUGGGUUGAAUUUCAUUUCACUUUUGCACUAGGUACCCUUUUUAAAAACGACAUGGCGGGUAGCGUAACAGACGCAGUGGCGUUUCUGGUUUUCUGUUAAUACAAUCAGAGAGAGAAGAUCAACGGAAACACAGAGCCUCUACAGAACGAGUUGAGAGAUGGCAGAAGCCGAUGAUAUUCAGCCUCUCGUGUGUGACAAUGGGACCGGAAUGGUCAAGGCAGGAUUUGCCGGAGACGAUGCUCCAAGGGCAGUGUUCCCGAGCAUUGUUGGUAGGCCUCGUCACACAGGGGUGAUGGUCGGGAUGGGCCAAAAGGAUGCGUAUGUGGGAGAUGAGGCUCAAUCAAAGAGAGGUAUUUUGACCCUCAAAUACCCAAUUGAGCAUGGAAUCGUUAGCAACUGGGAUGAUAUGGAGAAGAUCUGGCAUCACACAUUCUACAAUGAGCUACGAGUGGCUCCUGAGGAGCAUCCAGUUCUUCUCACCGAAGCUCCUCUCAAUCCCAAGGCCAAUCGUGAGAAAAUGACCCAGAUCAUGUUCGAGACCUUCAAUACCCCUGCCAUGUAUGUUGCCAUUCAGGCUGUGCUCUCCCUAUACGCCAGUGGCCGUACAACUGGCAUUGUUUUGGACUCUGGAGAUGGUGUGAGCCAUACAGUUCCAAUCUAUGAAGGCUAUGCCCUUCCUCACGCCAUCCUGAGAUUGGAUCUGGCAGGCCGUGAUCUCACUGAUGCUCUUAUGAAAAUACUGACUGAACGUGGUUACUCAUUCACCACCACUGCUGAACGGGAAAUUGUUAGGGACAUUAAAGAGAAAUUAGCCUAUAUUGCUCUUGACUAUGAACAAGAGCUAGAAACAGCAAAAACCAGCUCAUCCGUGGAGAAGAGCUAUGAGUUACCAGAUGGGCAGGUGAUCACCAUUGGUGCUGAAAGAUUCAGAUGCCCAGAAGUCCUCUUCCAACCAUCCAUGAUCGGAAUGGAAGCCCCCGGCAUACAUGAAACCACAUACAACUCUAUCAUGAAAUGUGAUGUGGAUAUCAGGAAGGAUCUCUAUGGAAACAUUGUCCUUAGUGGUGGAUCCACUAUGUUCCCAGGUAUUGCAGAUAGAAUGAGCAAGGAAAUCACUGCAUUGGCUCCAAGCAGCAUGAAGAUUAAGGUGGUUGCACCACCAGAAAGGAAAUACAGUGUCUGGAUUGGAGGCUCCAUCUUGGCAUCCCUGAGCACCUUCCAGCAGAUGUGGAUUUCAAAGGCCGAGUACGAUGAGUCUGGACCAUCAAUUGUCCACAGGAAGUGUUUCUAAACGUGCCAAGCAAAACUGGUUGUGGAAAUAUGAUUUACAUAUGUUUUGUUCAUGAAAGGCUUUGGAUCAAGUGGUUGCGAUCUCUUUUUUCCUUUUCCCAUAUUUUUUUGGCUUUCUCUUCCAAUUUGUUUAAUGUCUGCAUAAUGAACACGAGUGGGUCAGCUGUAAGAUUCAAAUUUUUAUUUCAUUACCAUUUCAUUGUAGAAGAAAUGUCAAUUCAUUGGGGUUUACUAAAACAGGUUGGCUAUUAUUUCUUCAA
Tripterygium wilfordii is the source of this 1557-nucleotide messenger RNA. Its product is annotated as actin-like. NCBI's taxonomy places the organism in Eukaryota, Viridiplantae, Streptophyta, Magnoliopsida, Celastrales, Celastraceae. Bases 165 to 1298 code for a protein of 377 amino acids. Gene Ontology annotation, cellular component: cytoplasm. The record is from RefSeq and is a predicted model, not a curated record. The transcript has 5 exons.